This is a messenger RNA of Lates calcarifer (barramundi perch), 4736 nucleotides long. It is a transcript of the gene trim3b, whose product is annotated as tripartite motif containing 3b. Lineage: Eukaryota; Metazoa; Chordata; Actinopteri; Centropomidae. The transcript is spliced from 17 exons. The coding region runs from base 298 to 2598 and encodes 766 amino acids. Gene Ontology annotation, molecular function: ubiquitin protein ligase activity; zinc ion binding; translation repressor activity. Gene Ontology annotation, biological process: proteasome-mediated ubiquitin-dependent protein catabolic process; negative regulation of translation; protein polyubiquitination. The record is from RefSeq and is a predicted model, not a curated record.
GGGACUUUCAAUUUGCAGUCCCACCCUCUGUUUUCGUCCCUGCUCAGCCCUUUUCCAGCAUGUGUGUGUGUUGUGUUGGAAAAGGGAAAAACGAUAGAAGGAAAAGGGAAAAGGAAGAGUGGUCAGCAGGGUUGAAGUGUUGAAGGCAGAGACGAGAGGGGAAGUGGGUCUGAGUCAGGGCGUGUGCUGAUUUCUUCAAUGUUACACUGACUUAACAACAUAGCUGCCAUGGAACCUUCUAGACUGAUCUACUCCACUCUACUGACAGCUAACUGCUGUCAUUGUCCGCAGCUGUAAAUGUCCUCUGCCAUGGCAAAGCGUGAAGCUGGGAGCACCAGCCCUGUGGUGCGUCAGAUAGACAAGCAGUUCCUGGUCUGCAGCAUCUGUCUGGAUCACUACUGCAACCCCAAGGUCCUGCCCUGUCUGCACACCUUCUGUGAAAGUUGUCUCCAGAACUACAUUCCCCCAGAGUCUCUGACGCUCUCGUGUCCAGUGUGUCGGCAGACGUCCAUCUUGCCGGAGAAAGGAGUUUGUGCUCUACAGAACAACUUCUUCAUCACAAAUCUCAUGGAGGUCCUUCAACGAGACCCAGAGUGCUCGCGGCCGGAGGCCUGCAGUGUCCUGGAGUCGGUCAGUGCUGCAGCUGCAGGAAAGCCCCUCUGCUGCCCCAACCAUGAGGGAAAGGUGAUGGAGUUCUACUGCGAGUCAUGUGAGACAGCCAUGUGUCUGGACUGCACAGAGGGCGAGCACCGCGAGCAUGUGACUGUUCCUCUGCGGGACGUCGUGGAGCAGCACAAGGCUGCACUGAAGACACAGCUGGAUGCAAUACACAGCAGGCUCCCUCAGCUAACAGCAGCCAUCGAGCUGGUGACUGAGAUCUCUCGCCAGCUGAAUGAAAGGAAGAACGAGGCGGUAGCAGACAUUACCAGUACGUUUGAAGAGCUGGAGCGGGCGCUGCAUCAGCGCAAGACGGCCCUCAUCACAGACCUGGAGAACAUCUGCAGCACCAAACAGAAGGUCCUGCAGGCCCAGCUUUCAUCUCUCCUGCAGGGGAAGGAACACAUCCAGAGCAGUUGCAGCUUUACAGAGCAGGCUCUCAGCCACGGGAGUGCUACUGAGGUGCUGCUGGUUCAGAAGCAGAUGAGUGAGCGGGUAACAGCGCUGGCCCGACACGACUUCCCAGAGAGACCACAUCAGAAUGCACACCUGGACUGUCAGGUGGAGACUGAAGGUCUGCGACGCUCCAUCCAAAACCUGGGUGUUCUCCUCACCACAGCAGCUGUAGCUCACACCUCUGUCGCCACAGGAGAGGGCCUCCGCCACGCAGCGACCGGGCAGCACCACACCGUUACAGUGACAACAAAAGACAAAGAUGGGGAGCUGGUGCGGACAGGAAAUGCUGUUUUAAAAGCAGAGAUAGUGUCUGCUGACGGGAGCCGGGCCGCAGAGACAGAGAUAACGGACAAUAAGAACGGAACAUAUGAGGUGGGCUACACGUUACGCUCUGAAGGAGAGUACUCCUUUUCUCUGUUGCUGUACGGCCAGCCGAUACGCGGCAGUCCGUUCCGCCUGCGGGCAGUGAAGCCGUCGGACGUGCCACAAUCUCCAGAUGACGUGAAGAGGAGGGUGAAGUCUCCCAGCGGAACAGGGGGCCACAUACGGCAGAAAGCAGUGCGACGGCCUUCCAGCAUGUACAGCACCACCAAGAAGAAGGAGAACCCUAUUGAAGAUGAGCUAAUCUACAGAGUGGGUUCCCGGGGCAGAGAGAAAGGGGAGUUCACCAAUCUGCAGGGAAUCUCAGCCUCUAGCAACGGCAGAGUGGUGGUGGCUGACAGCAACAACCAGUGCAUACAGGUAUUCUCCAAUGACGGCCAGUUCAAGAUGCGAUUUGGAGUCAGGGGUCGGUCUCCGGGGCAACUGCAAAGACCAACAGGUGUCACCGUGGACAUGAACGGUGACAUUGUGGUGGCUGACUAUGACAAUCGAUGGGUCAGCAUCUUCUCCUCUGAUGGCAAGUUUAAGAAUAAGAUUGGUGCAGGCCGGCUCAUGGGUCCUAAAGGUGUGGCUGUGGAUAAGAACGGACACAUCAUCACUGUGGACAACAAGGCCUGCUGUGUCUUCAUCUUUCAAUCCAAUGGGAAGCUUGUCACUAAGUUUGGAGGCAGGGGGACGUCUGACAGGCAGUUUGCAGAAAAACUUGGCCCAAACUUAAAUAAAUCUGGCUCAGUGUUCAGUCCACACUUUGUUGCAGUUAACAACAAGAAUGAAAUUAUUGUGACCGAUUUUCACAAUCACUCUGUGAAGGUGUACAGUGCAGAUGGAGAGUUCUUGUUCAAGUUUGGCUCUCAUGGUGAAGGCAAUGGCCAGUUCAAUGCUCCCACUGGUGUGGCUGUUGAUGCCAAUGGAAACAUCAUUGUUGCUGACUGGGGUAACAGCAGAAUACAGGUGUUUGACAGUACAGGUUCCUUCUUAUCCUACAUUAACACCUCAGCAGACCCACUGUAUGGUCCCCAGGGCCUUGCCCUAACCUCAGAUGGACACGUGGCUGUCGCUGACUCCGGGAACCACUGCUUUAAGGUUUACAGAUAUUUGCAGUAAGCUGAGGGAAGACACCACCGACACAACUCCUGUUCAGACCACUUAAUGUCCCGUACUGCUUGUGGACACAGAGCUGCAAUAUGCCCGAUACACUUAAAGGACAAAUGAAUUUCCUUUUCAUUUUGUUUGUGCAUUCUUAAGAUCUAAUAUUCAGAGCUGAAAACAAAGAAAUCCAAGAAAAAUGUUUACCCAAGAUCCAAACAGACAAACAAACAAACAAGUGUAAUUAAAAUGUUUUUAAAGACAAAACAAGCCGAAUAUGAGAAGGAAAAUCUCAAAAAACCUUCUUGGUAGAACAAAUGUUGAACGGUUUGACUGAUCACUCAUGGUUUGUCUACCUUACAUUGUCAAAACAUUUAGUGCUCUUAACCAAAUGAGGGGAAAUGAACUGGAAGUGAACCUCUGGAACAAGGCGUUUCAGCUCUGUGUCUUACAAGCAUGACCUCACCAGUAGAUAGCCUGACAGACUAAAGUUGGUGAUACACUGCAAUUUUUUGGGCAAUGCAGAUGGGCAACACUCCCAGCAACCAGCAAACUAAAUUGAGACACAGAAGCAGAAGUCAACUGCCUGUUUCCUGGUGAGAAGAUGAUGCUUUGUGAUUGAAGUAACAAUGCUCAGGCCUUUUUUUCUUGAACACUGUUGCAUGUCAGUGUGCUCCAAAAAAUUACCCUGUGGUCACUGCCUUACAAUUUCUCUCAUCAAUAAACACAACAGGAUACAUACAGACAGGAAUGUGUUGUUUAAAUAAUUGUUUUUACUCUCAAUCUGCACCUUAUCACACUGACAAGAUCCCUGCACAUGAAUAUAUAUUUUUUGUUACAUAUAUGCAAGUUUUUUGUUUUGUUUUGUUUUGGUACCCAAAGACAAGCAUCAAGAAGCACAACAGUUAAUAAAACAAAGGGGUUUUUUGGACACAACAUCUGAACCAGCUCCACUUAAGCAUCAAGUCCGGUCCCCUCUAGCUAGUCUCUCUAUUCUAUUAACCAAAACAAAUGUCUUAUAUCUGACCCCACUAGUUCUUGCACUUUUGUGUAUUCAUAUCUACAACCUAAUGUAGUUGUACAUACGCAUAUUUAGGUGUAUAUAUGGAUUUGGUGUCCAUGUUAUUUCGCUAUAUAACCUACUUAUUCCAGCUCUUUAUGAAUCAAUGAUUUCAACACUGGAGUAUAUACAAAUACAGUAGAAGGUCAUGCCAAGUAGUAGCCAACUGAAUGACUUGCAAACAUCAAUGGAACAGUUGUUGUAUACACAUUAUUUGCUGUAUUUUAUUUUUUCAAAGGACUUAAUUUAUUUUUAAUUUUCUUUUCUACAUAAUUUGUUCUACAAAUUAUUUUUCUAAUUGGUGCAUUUGAACUGUCUCCUCUUUGCCAAACAUUGUUGUACAUAGGCCUUGUCACUUGUAGCACUGAAGCUGUUCUCUCUUUUGCCUCCUCCCGAGCUCACAUCCAGUUAAAACAGUUAAAACUUUUCCUUCUGCCAAAACGUAUUGUCGUAAGUUGUUGUUGAACAUUGCACAAAAAUACAAAUAUUCUAAGAGUUAUAUAGUUUGCAAGAGUAAUAUAUGCCUCUGUGUAUAGUUAUCAUUUAACAUAAUCAGAAAGUGUACUGUAUAUUCCAAUCAUAUUCUUGUUGUAGCUGACAAGCGCCUUUACCAUGAGUUUUCCAGUAGUUGCAUUUAAUUUGCUUUGUAGUUUCAGCAUUUUGAAGGUUUUCUGUGUGACUCCUAGAGAAAUACAACACCAGCUGACACGCAGUGACAGAAAGAUUUUCACCUGUGUUUUACAAUUAAAUUGUCUCCCCCUGAUUACUCAUCUGUAAUAUCAUUCUGUCUCCAUAUGCAUUUCUCAUUUAUUUGAUUACCUCUCUGUUCUGACAGAUUCUGACUUCCUCCCUCCAUUAAUUUAACUCCUGUGUUACUUUUUUUUUUUUUUUUUUACUGGUAUGUCUUCUUUCACCUGUAAAGGUCACUGAGCUUCUCUUGUGUGUGUGAAAUAAAGGAAGCACAUAUAAAUUAAACACUACAUCAGCCAUCUUGUGUAGCCUACUGUAUACUACAAGAGGCCAGUCUUACAAGAAGUAAUCACUAUGUAAUCAUGGCAAAGGUAUGAUUGUAAAUAUUAAAUAAUAACACUACAAA